GUAAAGCGCGGGCGUAAAAAAAAAAAACCAACAACAACACAGAAGGGGAAGGUCGCGCGCCGCUCUUUCCUUUCCCCCCCCUCCCACCACCUCCCGCGACGAUACCUGCGGGGGCGGGGCCGAGUAUGCAGAUGACCCGCCGCGGGGCGGGGCCGACGAUGCAAAUUAAAGCCUCCAGGCAGCGCGUUCAGGUGAGCGCCGCGCCGGAGGCCGCACAGAGCUAGCAGCAGCUGUGAAGAUUUAUCUGUGCGUCUUUGGAGAACCGACUGACCGUCAGCAUGAUGUUUCUCCGACGACUGUUAGACCUCCAGUGGCAAAGAAUGACUCUGACGUGGUGGAAGCUCUGUGGCUUCCGGCACAGUAGCAGCAAUGGAGCUGAAUCUCACUUGAUGCCCCUGCCAACACAAGCGCAAGUCGUUAUCUGUGGUGGUGGAAUCAUGGGCACCUCAGUGGCAUAUCAUCUCUCCAAGCUAGGGUGGAAGGACAUUGUCUUACUGGAGCAGGGCAGGCUGGCAGCCGGUUCCACUCGGUUCUGCGCAGGCGUCGUAAGCACAGUGCGGCAUUUGUCCAUCGAGCUGAAGAUGGCCGAUUACUCAAGGAAGCUCUAUCAGCAACUCGAGCAAGAGACGGGUGUGAAAACUGGUUACAUGAGGACGGGCUCCAUCUCACUAGCUCAGACCCAAGACCGGCUGAUCUCGCUGAAGCGCAUAGCCUCGCGACUCAAAAUCAUGGGUAUUCCCUGUGAGCUUAUCCCGCCAAAGAGAGUGGCCCAGCUCCACCCCUUUAUCAACAUCCACGACCUGGUGGGGGCCCUGCAUGUGCCCGAGGACGCCGUCAUAUCAUCUGCUGACGUGACCCACGCUUUGGCCAAUGCUGCUGCAGCAAACGGUGUUCAAAUCCACGAACGAACCAGUGUCAUCCACGUCUUGGGCCAGAAGGGCUGCGUAACUGGAGUGGAGACGGACAGAGGGAUGAUUGAGUGCCCAUACUUCGUUAACUGUGCUGGGCAGUGGGCUUACGAGCUUGGCCUUUCCAACGAGGAGCCGGUCAGCAUCCCGCUGCAUGCCUGCGAGCACUUCUACCUUCUGACGCGCCCCCUGAAGACCCCCCUGGAGAGUAGCACUCCAACUAUUGUGGACCUGGAUGGGAGGAUCUACAUCCGCAGCUGGCAGGGGGGCAUCCUCUCGGGUGGCUUUGAGAAGAACCCCAAGCCUAUUUUCACCGAGGGCAAGAAUCAGCUGGAGAUACAGAACUUGCAGGAGGACUGGGAUCACUUUGAGCCACUGCUGAGUGCCUUGCUGCGGAGGAUGCCGGAUAUGGAGGCCCUGGAGAUAGUGCAGCUGGUGAAUUGCCCAGAAUCCUUUACUCCAGACAUGCGGUGCAUCAUGGGAGAAUCCCCCACCAGACAGGGCUACUUCGUCCUAGCAGGAAUGAAUGCGGCUGGGACAUCUUUUGGAGGUGGUGCAGGCAAGUUCCUGGCCGAAUGGAUGGUGAACGGCUACCCCUCCGACAACGUCUGGCCCCUGGACCUGAAGCGCUUUGGAGCUCUGCAGAGCAGCCGUACCUUCCUCCGUCAUCGGGUCAUGGAAGUGAUGCCCCUGAUUUACGACUUAAAAGUUCCCCGCUGGGAUUUCCAGACUGGCCGGCAACUCCGCACGUCUCCCCUUUACGACAGGCUGGACGCCCAGGGAGCGAGAUGGAUGGAGAAGCAUGGCUUUGAGAGGGCAAAAUUCUUUGUCCCUCCAGGGAAAGAUUUGCUGGCUCUGGAUCAGAGCAAGACGUUUUACAAGCCGGAUUGGUUUGACAUUGUGGGGGCAGAGGUCAAGUGCUGCAAAGAGGCCGUGUGUGUCAUUGACAUGUCUUCUUUCACCAAGUUCGAGAUAAGCUCCACGGGAGGACAAGCUUUGGAAAUUCUGCAGUAUCUCUUCUCCAACGACUUGGAUGUGCCAGUUGGGCAUAUUGUGCAUACGGGGAUGCUCAAUCACAACGGAGGGUAUGAGAACGACUGCAGCAUAGCCCGCCUGAACAAACGCAGCUUCUUCAUGAUUUCCCCCACAGACCAGCAGGUUCACUGCUGGGCCUGGUUGAAGAAGCACUUGCCCAAAGACAGCAACCUCUUCUUGGAAGACGUAACCUGGAAAUACACAGCCUUGAAUCUGAUUGGCCCACGGGCCAUGGAUGUCCUGUCGGAGCUCUCCUAUGCACCAAUGACGCCCGAACACUUCCCUUCCCUCUUUUGUAAGGAGAUGAGUGUCGGCUAUGCCAAUGGCAUCCGUGUCAUGAGUAUGACGCACACGGGAGAGCCCGGUUUCAUGCUUUACAUCCCCAUCGAGUAUGCCCUCCACGUGUACAAUGAGGUGAUGAGUGUGGGGCAGAAGUAUGGGAUCCGGAACUCUGGCUAUUACGCCCUCCGCAGCUUGCGCAUUGAGAAGUUUUUUGCCUUCUGGGGACAAGACCUGGACGCUUUCACCACCCCUAUGGAAUGCGGGCGAGAAUUCCGGGUGAAGCUGGACAAGGGCAUGGAUUUCAUUGGGAGGGACGCGCUGAUGGCUCAGAAGCAGGAAGGGGUCUACAAGCGCUUCACCAUGUUCAUCCUGGAAGACCAUAACACCGACCUGGACUUGUGGCCCUGGUGGGGGGAACCCAUCUAUCGCAACGGCUGCUACGUGGGCAAGACCACCAGCAGCGCUUACAGUUACACACUGGAGCGGCAUGUCUGCCUGGGCUUCGUUCAAAACCUGGACCCCGAGACCGGCAAGGAGCAGCUGGUCACCCCAGACUUUGUCAACCGGGGCGAAUACGAGAUUGACAUUGCGGGACAGCGCUUCCAAGCCAAGGCCAAACUGUACCCCUUCAGCUCCCUCUUCACCUCCCGCCGGCGCAAGGACGAGAUGGAAUUCAGCGGCUUCCAGGGAAAAUAAUCCCACGAAGCGCCAGACUUUUCCCACCUUGCUCUUUGGGCUUCUUAAGACUUCCUGGUCUGUUACAUUUUGUAUAUUUUAACCCUUUUCCUUCCUUCCUUUCCCAAAGUGAUCCUGCAGCUCCCAGCCUAAAGGGGUAUUUAUGAGGGCGAGGUGCGACCCUCUGUUUCCGGAGCAAGCAGAAACUUCCUUGGGGUCCCUCAGCCGUCAUGGAGAGUUCAAGGUCUGGGGAAUUUGGCGGGACCCCUUGGGAUCUGGAAUGGCCUGCAGAGGGAGACCUGUUGCUUGCUAUGGGCACCUGCUAACAUGAAAACAUUCUGGUCCUUCAAGAGGGGUCAAUAGAAAUGGCAAGAGGAUUAUCUCAUCUUCAUCUCCAGCAUAGGAGACGGGCCAUUCUGUUAGCAAGAGGCUCUUGGUGGUUUUGGCAGGCAUCUGCAUCAAUCUAUGGGACGCUCAGGAAGUCCUUCAGAUAGGAAUAGAGCCGCCUGAUGUUACUCAUCUCCUCCUAGCAGCCCUUUGCUCCCUCUUCAGGACCUAUUUCAGGAGAGCUACUUUUGGUUCUGCUGCCUCUCGAGUUGUUGUCCUGUCAUGGCCAACUCCUUCUUGGGUGCCCUCCAGAGACGUGGACUUCAACUCCCAGGAUUCUCGGCACAGACAUGGGAGAUAAUGAGAGACUGCAAGGCAGCCGGGCUGGAGGAAGCCGUUUCCUUGCAUAUCUGCAGCUUGUGCAAUAGACGGGGGGGUGGGAGGGGGUCGGGGGGUGUUUGAGACUUUGGGGUAAGCAGCUUUCUCCAUAAUUUUUAAGGCUGAUCCAACAUGCAGCUCGCUUUGGGAUCUAACCAUUGUUCCCCCUCAUCCCCACAAAAACUUCGUAUUUGGCCCAAAAUUAUGCCAGCCCUGCAGCCCCCAACCCUGGUGAUCAUCUCAUCAGCAUGAGGUCGGGCAAUUCAGCAACCCACCUGGAGGCUUCCUUCCCCAUCAUUUUUGGAGCUCCAAAGGCCCACCAAGAUUCUGCCACAAACCCAAAAGGCCACAGCAGUGCAGCUUUUUGCUUGGCGGGAAGUCCAGAUGAGCAGUGAUGAAGUCCUCUUGUGGUGCUUCUGGCAGGCUUAACGCUUUGCCUCUUUUUCUCCUAUCCCAGCCACCCACCCACAGGGGGGGUGGGGGGGUUGGGUCUCUCACCAAUUCUUGGCCAGGAAGACUGGCUCUUUUGGACACCUAGCCUCUUCUCUCCCCAGUGCUUAACACAUUGUAAGCCGCCCUGAGUCUCCGGAGAAGGGCGGCAUAUAAAUCAAAUUUUUAAAAAAAAGAAAAAGGAAUAAACGACCACUUUGUAGGUCUUCUUCCCUCCUAGCCAGUUAGUUCGCUCUAAUCCUCCUCUUUUAGGCUCCCUCUGGAUGAAGAAGGCUGGGAAGGAGAAGUUGGGGAAAGUGAUUCUGUUCCAAAGUUCUCUUCAUUGGCUGCCGGAGACAUUUUGGUAGGCUCUUCUCCUUGCCCUUCCUUUGUUCUACCUGUGAUCUCUCCUCUCUGCCAGUCAAGGUGUGUGUAGCACCUGCACCUCUGAACCUGCCAGUUUCCCAUCCUGGGAUGAGCAGUAGGGAAGAGCGUUUUCCAAACUUCUUCUUUGUGAAAAAUUCCCUUUACGGGGACUUUUGUCUCAUCCCGAGAGUCUGCUCAGGCCUUGUUGACGAAUCAGGGUGGCAUCUUCAGGCUCCCGGGGACAAGGGCAGUUUGGAAGCAGCACCGACUGGAGCCCAGCAGGGCCUGCUGAGAAUAGCUCAGGGGUUGCCCGGAGACCCUCAUCCUCUCUGUGCCUCUUCCUUUCAAGCUGGCUGGGCUGCAGCACCCUGAAGGCUGGCCUGGUCUGCUUGGGAAGAGGGGCAGAAGAGCUGGCCACUGCCUUGCAGGUUGGGAACCUGGGAGAAGACGGGGCAGGAGGAUCAGAGAGGGACCACCGGCCUUCCCAGUGGGUGCCCCUCGGGUUGGGUUUGCACUACAGUUCCCGCCACCUAUCCCCAUUGAGGAGGUCUGUUUUUUGCCUAUCAAAGCUCUUCCCCCUUCGUCCUUGUGCCAAAGAGAUCUGCUCCUUCAUUGCCUUUUCCAUCAUCAGCCUUGAAAGAGUUUUGAGUGAAGACUUCCCUGCCCCCCUCCUCACUUUUUGCAUUGCCUACCAAGCUUCUCCGUGUAUGUCUGUCCAGGCUGACGUUCUCUUUCCAGAAACUCUUCCGUGCAAUUCUCGUGUUUCUUUGCCUUCUGGCUUAGCUGCUCCUGCCUUUUGGGGAAAUGCUGGGAGACUCAAGUCCCUCUGCUGCCCUCCUUCCCUUGCAGCCCCUUCCUCCUUUGCCAUUCUCCAAUGCACUUUAGGAACCUUUCCUCCACUUUGGCGUUGAAUUUGCCCCUCCGCCCUGGAUCUUGGGUUUCUUUCUAGAAUUCACCUCCCAAAUCGAUGGAGGGAAAGAUCAUUGUUAUUAAUACGUCGUGAUCAUUUACGAAAGCCGAAAAAGCUUCCCUGGGCAGCUACUUCCACAUGGCCUGAAGCUGAGGAAGCCGCCACUGCUCCUCCUCCUCUUCAGAGUGCCUUACACUCGCGAUGUGACCAUGGAGGGGCUUAGCUCGGCCUUGCCCUCUGCCCCGUCUCAGCCAGUUUAGUGCCUAAAAGCCUUGGACUCAUCCGGACACCGAUGGCUGAGAGACAGAAAACCCUCCUGGCUUUGCAAGGCAUCUUGGCAGACUUUGCUGGGGAAAUCUGCUUGUCUGAACUCCGCAGGUCUUCUUCAGUAGAUGGGUCCUGGCCUGAAGCCCCCCAUGGGAGCAUCAGCUUCCCCCACCCCCCAGUUCUGCCCUUUUCCAACUGGGAAGCUGCUGCUUCAGCACACAACCUAUCUGCAAGGAACUCUUGUCUCAGAGUUGGUUUUUUUUUUUAAGGCCACCGUGUUUGUACAUCAAUAAAGACUUGAUUAGCUACAAA
Messenger RNA from Pantherophis guttatus, 5889 nucleotides. RefSeq names its product pyruvate dehydrogenase phosphatase regulatory subunit (gene PDPR). The record is from RefSeq and is a predicted model, not a curated record. Gene Ontology annotation, cellular component: mitochondrion. Lineage: Eukaryota; Metazoa; Chordata; Lepidosauria; Squamata; Colubridae. Gene Ontology annotation, molecular function: protein binding.